This is a messenger RNA of Dama dama (fallow deer), 2006 nucleotides long. It is a transcript of the gene LRRN4CL, whose product is annotated as LRRN4 C-terminal like. NCBI's taxonomy places the organism in Eukaryota, Metazoa, Chordata, Mammalia, Artiodactyla, Cervidae. Gene Ontology annotation, molecular function: protein binding. The transcript has 2 exons. The record is from RefSeq and is a predicted model, not a curated record. Bases 655 to 1356 code for a protein of 233 amino acids.
UUCCAUUCAUCAGCCUGGAAGUCCAGGGAAUGAAAACCUGCCCACUCAGUCCUCUCCCUCUGGGGAGGGGGAUAGCAUAGGGUGGGGCUGCAAAGCUGGGAUACAUCAUUCUGGCCUCUGAACCCCUCCCUUUUUCAAUCCGCGGGGAGGCAGAAGGCAGGAAAUGACUGCCAUGGAUGUGGUAUGAUUUUUACCGAAACAGCAUUUUGUGGCCCAGGCCCCAUGCUGUCCGUAGCUGUUUUCCUCUCUGAUACCAGCCAGGUGGCCCCGUCCCUUUCGCUCCCCUCCUCACCCCUUCACAUGACUUCAGCCUUUGGAUUCUCAGCCCCUGGCUGCUUUCCACAUUCCACUGCUCUUUCAGAACCCAGGCAUCCCGACCUCCAGCUGAAACCGCUGCAUGUGGCUCCCCCACCCUGGCCCCGUGACUCAGGCCUUCUGAAGGGACCAGCCCUCUUCUUGGCACUCACCAGGGAGGGGAGCAGGGGAAGGGGGGCCAGGUGGUGACAUCACAGUCGAGGGGUAUAAAAGCUUUGGGCCGAAACAGAGUUGAAAUUGAAGACACUGACAGAACGUGACCGCACAGCCUGUGUUCCUGGGGACCUCUUAGGAGCCCCAGCCUGCUACUCGCCGCAUCAAGGCCUACCUGCUGAUUCCAUGCCGCGCGCUCCCUGCCUUCUGUGGCUCCUUGCUGUCACCUUCUCCCUGGUUCCCAGAACGCAGCCCUUGGCGGCCGGAGACUUGGAAGGAGACGAGCAAGAUGAGACACCUUUGCCCGCUGUCCCCUGUGACUAUGACCACUGCCGCCACCUGCAGGUGCCCUGCCAGGAGCUGCAGAGGGCCGGCCGGAGAGCCUGCCUGUGCCCCGGCCUCUCCAGCGCCCUGCAGCCGCCGCAGCCGCCACGCCUGGGGGAAGUGCGCGUGGAGGCCGAGACUGGCCGCGCCGAGGUGCACUGGUGCGCCCCCUCCUCCCCGGUCCACCAGUACUGGCUGCUGCUGUGGGAAGGCGGUGGGGCUCCGCAGAAGGGGCCCAGCUUCAACUCGACGGUCCGCCGAGCGGAGCUGCAGGGCCUGAAGCCCGGGGGCGCAUACGUUGUCUGCGUGGUGGCCGCCAACGACGCGGGAGAGAGCCGCGCGCCCGGGCCCGGGGCGGAGGGCCUCGACGGCGCGGACGGCCCCAACUUAGGGCCCUGCGGCCGGCUGACCGUGCCUCCGCGGCCGCUCACUGUGCUGCACGCGGCUGUCGGCGUGGGCUCGGCGCUGGCCCUGCUCAGCUGCUCCGCCCUGGUCUGGCACUUCUAUCUACGCCAGCGCUGGGGCUGCCCCCGCCGAGGCCGCCCCAGCCACGCGGGGCUCUGAAGCUGCCCGGGCCUCCCCGGGGAGGUGACGGCCCACGAAGGCCAGACCGAGGGUGGCACAGAAGGCCAGGCGCUGGGCCCUUGCUGAGUGGGUUCAUGCCCCAAACUUUCCACUGUGCUCCGAAGCUGAGGUUUAGAAGGAGUAGAGAAAGUUGACAAGAUCUUUUCUUAAUGGACCAGAUAGUAACUUAGGCUUUGUGGUUCCAGGGGAUAAAAUCACAGAUAUUGUGUAGGUACUUACAUAACCAUGUAACCAUUUAAAAAUUUUAAAAUGGUUCUUAGCUUGUGGGCCUCACAAAUCAGGCUGCGCGACCAGGUUCCACGUGUGGGCCCUGUCACUGUGGGUGGCUUCCCAUGGGAUUUUUGAGAAUCAGCUGCUCUGGAAUGGGAGUUUGGGGCUAGAGACCACACCUCACCUGCUGCCUUUUGCUUAGAUAGUAAGGAUGCACACUGAGUUACGAUCCACUGUGUCUUAAGUCGGGUGGAACUAAGUGACUGACAUGGGGUGGAGAAGAGGAGGAUUGUCCAAGUGGCUGUCUGGGACAAGCUUGCUUGUAAAAAUAUAUUAAUAACAAAGGAUUUCCCCUCCCCCCAUUUGUGUUUACUGUGUAUUAUUUGUGUUGUAUAACAUUAAAGGAAAUGUAAAAGGAA